GAUUCUUCUGCUCUCGAUUGGCUUGUGGCCUUAUAAACGAACAAAACUCGUUGAAUUUCAGGCAAUUUUGAAUUUGGCUUUUCUGAUUGGCGGUAUUACAUACCUGUUUGCAACAUUUGCGUUUACAAAAUGCACUCCAGCGCUUGUCAUUAAUGUUCUUUCUAUCGCCUUAGUUGUUAUUAUAUACGCGUUCUCAUACCAUUCUUGUUAUGUUAAUGCUCAUACUAUAAGGUGGUUAAUGUAUAAACUUCAGCAUAUUUAUAACGAUCUGAAAGAUGAGAAUGAGAUCGCUAUUGUAACAAAAUAUGGAAACAUCGCAAAACGUUUCACGGCUAUAAUGAUGUUGUUUGAAGUUUGCUGUGUAAUUACUGUCCUGUUAUUGACGUUUUUACUGCAACUUCUUGAUACUACCUUGCUCGUAGACAAGUCUGAAUCACGUUACGUUAUGCAGAAAGUUAUACCUAAGUACUUCAUUGGGCGAGAAAGCUUUCUAUAUUUAAUAAUUCCGACUUUAUUCGCAUCUGCUUCUAUAGGAGGUACUACUGUAGUAGCAACAGGAACGAUGCUUGUGUCAUAUAUCAAACAUACCUGUGGAAUGUUUAGAAUAGCCAGUUACCGCAUCGAAAAGGCAAUGAUGAUAAACAUGCUGAAGAAUAUUAGCUUGGAAAAUGAGAUUAUAAUUUGUAAGGAAAUUGCCUGUGCUGUCGAUAUUCAUCGCCAAGCUGUCCAUUUUAUUAUGCUCGUAUAUUCCGCUUUUAAAGGAUUACUACUUGGCGUAACAGUAGUUGGUGUAAUUUGUUUGAGCUGCAAUCUUUAUAGAUUAUCUGAAACUAUGUCACGUGACGGCGAGAUCGAGCAAUGUUAUCUGCAUCUUCUAAUUACCAUUGCAAUUUUUAUAAUCUUGUUUGUAUCCAAUUAUGCCGGACAAGAAGUUACCGAUUACAAUAAUCACGUAUUUCUUACCGCAUACACUGUUCGUUGGUACGUAACACCUACGUACAUACAAAAAAUGAUACUGUUUAUCUUGCAAAAUGGCACCAAACCUUUCUGUCCGUCUAUUGGUGGACUGUUUUCAUUCUCCAUCGAACUAUUCGCCACGACAUUCUUUUCUAGUUUACAUUGUAUUCCAGUUAACGAAGGCAUCGUUAUCUUACUUCACCGUUAUAUAUUCUAUGCAACAGUGAAAGUAGAAGUAUUAUCUGACAGCAUUUUACAAUAUGCAAUAUAAUAGAUAAGGUUUAAAACAAGUAAAUAUAUAUGUGAAAUAUA
This is a messenger RNA of Vollenhovia emeryi, 1269 nucleotides long. RefSeq lists its product as uncharacterized. The record is from RefSeq and is a predicted model, not a curated record. Gene Ontology annotation, cellular component: plasma membrane. Gene Ontology annotation, biological process: detection of chemical stimulus involved in sensory perception of smell; sensory perception of smell. Gene Ontology annotation, molecular function: olfactory receptor activity; odorant binding. Bases 239 to 1228 code for a protein of 329 amino acids. The transcript has 9 exons. Lineage: Eukaryota; Metazoa; Arthropoda; Insecta; Hymenoptera; Formicidae.